CGCGGAAAUCGCAAACGUAGACCUGUCAAACAACACACGCCAUCUUGACAGCAGCCUCAAAAUGGCAGAAAGAUGUGGGACAGAAACCGAGUCCACACCGAGGUCCCGGCUCUGAGUUGCGCGGAGGCGGACUCGUCAGUUUGAACACGACCCGGUGGUUAUGGGGCUGGAGACCAGCGAGGCGGCACCGAGUCUGUAAAAUGGACAUAUCGACGGCGGUUUUCAACGCCGCCAGAGAUGGUAAGAUCAAACUUAUCCAGAAGUUACUGGGCAACAAAACUCCCGAGGAGCUGGAGGCUUUGGCCGAGGAGAAGACCCAGGGAGGCACUCCUCUGCUCGUAGCCUCCAGAUACGGACACCUGGAGGUGGUGGACUACCUCCUGGAACACUGUCGAGCUAAUGUCGAGCUCGGGGGCUCGGUUAACUUUGACGGGGAGACCAUCGAGGGGGCUCCGCCGCUGUGGGCGGCUUCGGCAGCCGGUCACCUCCCCGUGGUGAAGACGCUGCUGAGACACGGAGCCUCCGUGAACAACGCGACGCUCACCAACUCCACGCCGCUGCGGGCCGCCUGCUUCGACGGACACCUGGAGAUCGUGCGCUACCUGGUGGAGCACAGAGCCGACAUGGAGGUGGCCAACCGCCACGGCCACACCUGCCUCAUGAUCUCCUGCUACAAGGGCCACAAGGAGAUCGCCAAGUUCCUCCUGGAUCGCGGCGCCGAUGUCAACCGCAAGAGCGUGAAAGGCAACACCGCCCUGCACGACUGUGCGGAGUCGGGCAGCCUGGACAUCAUGAAGAUGCUGCUCAAGUGCAGCGCCCGCAUGGAGAGAGACGGGUAUGGGAUGACCCCGCUGCUCGCUGCCAGUGUCACGGGUCACACCAACAUCGUUGAGUAUCUGGCUCAUCAGCCGCGCACCUCCAGAGAGGAACGCAUCGAUGCACUUGAACUCCUUGGGGCUACGUUUGUGGACAAAAAGCGUGACCUCUUGGGGGCGAUGAGGUACUGGAGGAGGGCCAUGGAGCUGAGGCUGCCCGGGGACAAAGCUGGAUCCCUGGCCAAGCCUCCACCUGGUCCCCCGAUCCCUGCUUAUGGCUGUGCUCAGGAGGUGAACACAGCUGAGGACCUGGAAGCUUUGAUCACAGACCCAGAUGAAAUGAGGAUGCAAGCGUUGUUGGUUCGGGAGCGCAUCCUGGGGCCGUCCCACCCAGACACCUCUUAUUACAUCCGCUACAGGGGAGCUGUGUAUGCUGACUCAGGAAACUUUGAACGUUGCAUCAGCCUGUGGAAAUACGCUUUGGACAUGCAGCAGAGCAACCUAGACCCCCUCAGUCCCAUGACGGCCUCCAGUUUCCUUUCCUUUGCAGAGCUCUUCUCUUUUGUCCUUCAAGACCGGGCCAAAGGCACCCUGUCGACGCGCGUCACCUUCCAUGAUCUGAUGACUGUGCUGGGGAAAAGUGUGAGGGAGGUAGAGAGAGCUGUGGCACAGAGGGACAACCCCCCAGAGGCUCCACAGUUCACCAAGGCCCUCUCCAUCAUCCUCCACCUCAUCUUCUUGCUGGAGAAGCUGGAGUGCAGCGCGGAGCAGGAGCAUCAGAAGAAGCACACAGUGUAUCGGCUGCUGAAACUGAACCCUCGAGGCCGGAGCAGCUUCACUCCUCUCCACAUGGCUGUAGACAAGGAAACGACGUCGGUGGGCCGCUACCCGGUCGGCCGCUUCCCCUCCCAUGCGGUGGCAGCACUGCUGCUAGAGUGCGGCGCAGACGUUGAUUCUCGUGACUGCGAGAACAACACGCCGCUGCACAUCGCUGCUAACAAUGGUUGUCCAGAGAUUAUGGCACUACUUAUGAAGGCUGGGGCUCACCUUGACGCUACGAAUGCCCAGAGGAAGACGGCCUAUGAGCUGUUGGAUGAGCAGAGCAGUGGGCACCCGGCCCUUUACCCGCUGAACUACAUCACCCUUCAGUGCCUGGCGGCGCGGGCUAUUGAAAAGCACAGACUGCCCUACAGGGGACUCAUCUCUGAGGAGAUGGAGGCUUUCAUUGAACUGCACUGACUUCCACUACUUUUCCCCGGCGAGGAACCUCUGCACUACUCCUGAUAUUGUCCCAUUUUAUUUUAUUUUAUUAUGACCUGCCACAAACACUGUCCUCCACACCGUUCGCUUUGUUGUGGCCCCUUGUUUGACUUCUGCUUUGCUCCCGGCCCCAACAUAAUUAUGGUCUGACUAACCAUAGCAAUAAACAUCCAACCUCUGGGCUUGAGUCUUUGGCUUAGACCUGGUCAGGUAUCGGAUAAUUCUCACACAGACUUUUAAAGUGACUGUUGGUUUGUACUGCGAUUUACAUCUGGGAGAACAUCCACUUGAUACUGGCUUAUAUGCCUUUUCCCUUGUGUUUCUCCCACUGAAAAUGGAGAAUUACAGUAUGAUGGUGUGUGUGUGUUUGUGUGUGUGUGUGUGUUUUGAAGGUGGCGAGAUGAGGUUUUGUGUUACUGAGAGGAAGCAUCUGAUUAAACUAGCCUGAUAACAAGCAUAAAUCAAAGGGUGAAUGUGAUGGCUCACUGGCUUUGCUAACUUGUUCGGAAAGGACGUAUUUGAACAUACUCAUUACCCCAACUUGAUUGCUGGCCUGGUUCUACACACUUUAAACCAUCUGCUGUACUUCUGUGAGAGCAGAGGGUGUUGCAUUCAUUGUGCCAAAUGUUAGCUAUGGAGUUAGGUUUUGUUUCAGACUGUGAAUGGGUGGUAAAACGAAAAGUAUCUCCCUUAUCUUGCAGAUUAGAAGCAGACGUUAUAAUCUAGACUGGGGUCUUUCAUGAAACUGUUUGUUCAAGAAGAUCAGCAACUGGAAUAGUUUGUUAUUCCUGACUGUGACAUGAUUUGACAGCGUGUAGAGUCAUUGCUUUAAAUACCAUGAGAUUGGGGAUAAAACGAGCUGACAUCAAAGUUGGCUAACACUCCUCCCAGGCAUUAAUACCCUAUGCAGAAUGUGAUGUUCCAGUCAGAGGCAUUUUUUUUUUCAUACAAAAAUUCACUGCAUAAACAGAUUUGACCUUGGAUAUUGGAUUAUUUUUUGAUGUCAGGUUCAUCUUAACAUGAUGAUGAUUCAGAUCUGGGGCUGCUUCUCUUGACAGUGAUAUGUAUUUUUUAAUCCUCUGAAUUUAUGAACUAAGAAUGUUUUCUUAAAGUUUCUGCCUUCGUCCAAAUGAACAAGCUGGAGCCUAAGCUGUGCCUGCGUCCCCGUGCUUAUGGGAAAUGUCACCAAUUCACUAUCAAAGAAGCAGUUUCAGAAACAGGGCAUUUGUUGUGAUACCUGUUGUUGUCCAAGUUAACUGUCCAAAGUCAUGUUUAAAGUCUGUUCUGGAGCGAAUUUUCCAUUUAACCUCAGAUGCAGUUCACAGAGAUGGAACAGAUGGCGCUCCGGCCAUCCCCUGCAUCGUAGUCUUAUUUUUAAUAGUCUCUCUUUUGUUUAUCUUGUGUUAUCAUGAAUGUUUUAAUUUGUCUGUCUAAUGCCAAGCACCACCAAAUUGAAUGCACACGGAGAGGCCCCAUAAAUCCUGAAUAGACAACUUACAUUCAGGAUAUGAACUGUUGCUGCCUUCGUCUCUCUCGGCUCCGAUUCGUUUAACUGAUGAUAACUCGAGAACAAAAGUGUGUUGGAGAUACUUGAAUAAAAUUCAGUAUCAGCA
Messenger RNA from Platichthys flesus (European flounder), 3688 nucleotides. It is a transcript of the gene fem1a, whose product is annotated as fem-1 homolog a. The transcript has a single exon. The coding region runs from base 201 to 2054 and encodes 617 amino acids. Gene Ontology annotation, molecular function: protein binding. The record is from RefSeq and is a predicted model, not a curated record. Lineage: Eukaryota; Metazoa; Chordata; Actinopteri; Pleuronectiformes; Pleuronectidae.